AUGACGAUUUCUUCCGUCGACAGUUCAUUAGACUCCGCCGGAAGCGCGAGAUCUCUGUUGGAACUUGCCCCACUUGAAGCAGUAUUAUUUGACGUUGAUGGCACUUUGUGUGACUCGGAUCCCCUUCAUCAUUACGCUUUCCGUGAGAUGCUCCUAGAGAUUGGCUUUAAUGAUGGAGUCCCUAUAACAGAUGAAUUUUUCAUCAAGACUAUUGCUGGCAAACAUAACGAAGAUAUUGGCCGUGCCCUUUUCCCAAAUGAUCGCGAACGAGCCGUGAAGUUUCUUGAUGAUAAAGAAGCCAUGUUCAGAAGGAUAAUUAAGGAUAAAAUGGAACCUAUAAAAGGUUUAUACAAACUAACAAAAUGGAUUGAGGAUCGAGGGUUGAAGCGUGCUGCCGUGACUAAUGCUCCCAGAGCAAAUGCCGAGCUGAUGAUCUCAUUACUCGGGCUUUCGGAUUUUUUUCAUGCUGUCAUUAUCGGGAGUGAUUGUGAACGUGCAAAACCAUUCCCAGAUCCUUACCUAAAGGCACUUGAGGUGCUCAAUGUGUCCAAGGAGCACACUUGUGUAUUUGAGGAUUCUGUUUCGGGAAUAACAGCCGGGGUUUCAGCCGGGAUGCCGACUGUGGGGUUGACGACUAGGAAUCCAGCUGAGCUUUUAAAGGAAGCAAAACCGGCACUUCUCAUUAGUGAUUAUGAGGAUCCAAAACUUUGGACUGUCCUUGACCAGCUUGAUAACGCUGCGAAAUGA
Striga hermonthica is the source of this 747-nucleotide messenger RNA. The record is from the annotation of a GenBank genome assembly. Lineage: Eukaryota; Viridiplantae; Streptophyta; Magnoliopsida; Lamiales; Orobanchaceae.